Molecule: messenger RNA, 1137 nt
Organism: Trematosphaeria pertusa
Lineage: Eukaryota; Fungi; Ascomycota; Dothideomycetes; Pleosporales; Trematosphaeriaceae
Exons: 4
Coding region: 85-1059 (324 amino acids)
Source: RefSeq, a predicted model, not a curated record
ACUUCGUCAACGCGUCACGGCUAGCAAAUCCAGAGUCUAGAGUACCACUGGACCUUUCUUGUUUUCUCUCUACACUGCAACAAAAUGGAUCGCUUGCCAAGCCAAGGGAUAGGUGCACCACAAGAUGGAGAACGCGCGGAGCGCAUCGCAGAUCUGAUUACCGAGCUGUCCGCCCGCAAGAUACGAUACAAAUUGACGCGCCAGGAUCCCAGAUGGAGUAUAGCCGUUGCUGGAUCUCGAGGCCGCAUCUUGAAAUCAAUACGGAGGGAAAUAAGGAAGUUAUACCGCAUGCUGGACAAAGAAAUACAAGGGUUCUCCCAAGCCUGGAACUUGCGAUUCGGCAACAUGAUUCUGGCGAAAUGCCCGCGAGAAAUUAGAGACGUGGUUUACGGCUACCUAUACGAGGCUGUUAAACCGCUACCGCUGGUACAGAAUAGCGCAUGCACGACAGGGACCGCACAUCCCAUGAUCCAGAACUUGUGUUUACCUCACUAUAUGGAUCCCAACUACAUGGGUGUCCAGUUUUCUCGGGAGAUGGCGGCAUUCUGGCACGAAAAGACCAGCUUCACGAUCUACGACUAUCGCCUUCUCGAGUUGUUCAUCAAGCAUGAUGUCGGACUGCUCCACCAUCUUGACCCCCGACUGGCUUUUCCGCCCGCAGUACAUAUUCGCCGCUUAGACUUACACCUUUUCUUUGACGUCGAGAGUCACAAAAUCACUAAGGACAACCGAGAACGUCUACAAGGCUCCAGAGAGGCGCUCCGACAUGUCCUAAGCAUCGAACGAAAACCCAACUUUCAGCUCACUCUCGUCAUGCACACGACGCAUCGUCGCUCUAUUAAGCACUAUCUGAGAAAUAUGUUCCCGUUGAUAUAUGAGUUCAAACGGGCAGGGAUGUUGGUGGAUGUCCGGGAGGUUAGAACAAUGGCGGGUUCGAAGCCUCUGACUACAGAUUGGACGUACCGAUUCAAGUGUUCGGAAGAGACUUGGGUCAAGAGAGAGGCUGCACGUGUCAGGCAGAAGAAGAACAGGAAGAAGAAGAAGAGUACCGAGAGCUAAGACCCCUGCUUAGAAAAUUGACCGGUCAACAGGGGGCGGUGGAGAUGGUCUCCUUUUGACUGUGACUUUUCUAUUACA